AUGCCAAAGUUUCCCCUCAAAAGAAAGAAACCCAGCUUCGCAAACACCAACAUCAAGUGCCACCUCUACAGAAGCGCCACAAAAAAUGGAGACAGAAAUGCCUACGUGGUAGAUAAAAGGAAAAAGGUGGAAGAGAGGGUUGCUCUCACGACCGGAAACAAGUACAACGAGAUUGUCGCCCUGUUCAGGGGUACAAGCGGAGGUAUUAGCGGGGGCAUUAGCGGAGGCAUUAGCGGAGGGAGCAUAAGAAAAAACAGCCAUCACCAUAAUUUCGCCAAAGCAGACGUCUUAACCCUCGCGAGGAGAGACACAGAACGGCUGAAAAAAAACAAAUUUAAGUAUUUUCCCCUGGGAGGGAACAGAAAACACCACAUUAAAAAGUUCUUAACUGACUGCAUUUUUGCCAACAAUGUUAAACAGUUGGUGGGUACGGCGAAGAGGCACAUCAAUAGAGCGAGCCUCUAUCACCUUUUUCUUCUUCUAAAAUUAAGUGUGGAUUUUAAAAAUUGUGAAAUUUUAAAGCUGAACGCGUUAGAGGCUUUCACCAACAGGGUGGAGUUACUUGGGAGGCGCCAGAAAAAUGGACAUCUGGGGAGGGACGACACCUCGGUGGUGCUCACCUACCAGCGUAUUUUAGACGAGGCGUUUUUUGCUAGUACGGAUGGGGUAGCCGAUAAGCCCCCCCCGGGGAAGCCCCCCCCGCAGGACGUCUACUUCUUCGAUGUGGUCAGUUUUGUGAAUGAGAGCCUCCGGGGAGGCGCGGCAGGGGCAUCCCCCGAGAGUAGUGGCGGUACGGUAGGGGCACCCCCCCCCGACAGGAGCGAACCCCCUUGUCCGGAUAAAAGGCUCCCGCAGAGGCCCGGCAACUGGGCGCGCCAGGGGGGGAAAAGCGACCCCAGGAAAUGGAGCGGACAUAAGGCAAAAAGGGAGGAAAACGAAAGCCACGCAAAUCGAAGGGAUGAAAUACACCAAGACGAAAUUAAAUACUUUUCUUACAAUCACAGGACGAACCAUUUGGGAGUCUACAAGGAAAUUUUUGAAAAAUCCGAUCAGUACAAAUGUUUAAAAUUUUACGAAAACGCAAAGAGGGAAGUUACCGCGCGGGGGGAGGGAAGCUCCCCGCAGGAGUUGCUAAACAGUAAGUUGAGAAGCAGCCUGGUUAGCGGCCCCCACGUUGGAGAUGGCAACGUUGGAGAUGGCGAUGUUGCAAAUGGCGCUGUUGCAAAUGGCAACGCUGAGGAGGCGUGCCAGGGGGGGAGGGCCCCCGCGCGGAGGGGAUUAAGCCGGUACACCCUGAAGGAGCCCCUGCUGAACGCCUUCCUCUGUGUGUGUGCAAAUAAUUACGACGACAGGACGUACAAAUAUAUGAAGGCUGUGUACUUUAGCAACUUUUACGUUUACAAUCCGCUGUUCCUGUUUCAGUACUUCAGCUACAUCCCGGCAAGCGAAAAUAAAUUCUUCGAAAUGUUCUUAGCGGAAUUUCUCAAAUUUUUAAACAACAUCAUUGUGCAUUUUCACUUUUAUUUAAUCCCCUUUUUUACCAAUUUGAGUUACUCCUCUGUGUUUUUGAACUUUUUUAAAAAAAAAAUGCUGCUCUGUGGUGGGGAAGCGGAAGGGGAAGCGGCGUCACAAAGGGACAGAGAAAGCAGUGUGCACGUGUAUAGAAGAUCGAGCAACCUCCAUCUCGUGAAGGAAAAAAUUGCCUACACUUACAGAGGCCACCAGAGCAGGGAAAAAAACGUGGCCUUCAUUUUGUUUCUUUUUUAUGAAAUUUUUCGCUCGGACAGCCUCGUGGAAAAGUACCGGCAAAUUUAUUUGGACAAUUUUUACCUGUACAGUUCAGACAGGCAAGAAAGGAAGCAACCCCUCAGCAUUUUCUUUAACUUUUUAAAUUACCGAAGCGUUUUUAACAAAUAUGAAGAUGAGCUGAAGGGGGUGCACAUUGAGAGGCGGCAGUUUUAUAGGCCUCUCGUGGCGGUUACAAAACGGAUAAGGGAGCACAGCUCCGUGGAUGCCUCCAUAAAUCGGGAGGAAGAAUCAACCCCCUCGAGUGUCUCUCCCCGCGAGGGAGUUGCUUCAAAUGGCAGUGGCCGCUUAACCAGUGUGAUGGGGCGCCGCGCUGCCCCGCACAGGCAGGUGGCCUCUAAUUUGCCGUUGAAGAGGCGGGAAUUCCUCCGCGGUAUGGAGAGGGCCCACCAGGAGUUCGCCGCCUCGCUGUGGGGGGUGAGCGGAGUUGACAAAGUUGGCAAAGUGGGCGAAGCUGACCAAGUUCACCAAAUCGACGGCGAUGAACCGAGGGGUGCUCCCCCCAGGCAGGUCCUCCAGCUGCACGACGCCAACCUGAAGCACCACAUCAUCUCCAUCCGCAAGAGGGAAGUGUUGAAUAUGCUGCUGCACCUUAACAAGCACAACUUUACGCAGAGUGGAAACCACCUGAACAAGCUCUGUUUUUUCCUGCUAAACGAAUUUUGCGAGAAGGACCUAGUCACCAUCUUUACGAACCACUUGAAGUACAACGGGAACGAGCACGAUCUGUUGCUACUUAAUAAAAUAAUUAACAUUUUGAUUUACAAGAAAAGGAACAUUUCUCUAAGCAACAACAUAGUGGUUUGUAACAGUCUAGCCAAGUACCAGCUGUUUAACAAUAAUUUUUUUUCGCUAGACAAAAGGAGCUUCUUCGACGAAGUGACUGACGCGAACAUCCACUCGCUCGUCGCGCUGCUGUACUCCUGGGGGAAGCUCAAGGUGCGAAAUUUGGACCCCCUUUUCUACCAGCGGGUUGUUAAAGAAAUUAUUAAAAAGAUGGAAAGGAUUAACGAAUACGGCUUGUCCUGCCUGCUGUACGGGCUGAACAACCUCAUCGAUCGGCGGAAGGGGAGGGAGGAGUCGAUAAUGCCGGCCCGGCUGGGGGGGGCAGAACGGGGCGAGCGCGUCGAACGAGGUGAGCGUGCCGAAUACGGCAACCGCGGAGGGCUGCCGCCCCAGAGCGACGCCCAAACGGUGGCCCUCGAAAACGAACUCAUAAGGGCAAUAGUGAGCAAGCUGACCACCUUCAAAAACAUGAACAUCAAUUCCUUCUGCAUUUCCAUUUCGUGCCUCUCCAAGAUAAACAUCUUUCCCAAAGAAUUAUACGAAGAGGUCCAGACGGUCACGUACAAGUACAUGCACAGCGUGAAUGUGACUUCUCUGCAGCACCUCCUUCUGGCACUCUCCAAAUUUUACAUUAAAAGUAGACGAAGUAGUAACACCACGGAUGACCUCAUAUUUGACCUGUUCAAUUUUCUGUUCACUUAUAAAUAUAAUGAUAUAUCCUUUAAAUGUGCAUGCAAAUUUUUGCACAUUUUGAGUGUACUAAAUUUGCGGGAUGAGGACUUCAUUCUGCUUCUUCUGCUGGUCAUUUCGAAUGAGCAGAAGGUUUUGGCGAAUGCCGCCAAGGGGGAGGCCCCCAGGCUUCACUUGGCCAACCGCAAUGUGAGCAGCUCGUUUGGCGGAGUUGGUCCACUUUUCACUGGCGGAAGUCAGCUUGGUUAUCGGCCCUAUGGAGCGGUAAACACCCAGCAGACGAAGGAGGAACCCCCCUUGAGUGGCGACCCCUCGGCGAAGCGACCAAACCAGAGUUCCAAGCACAAGGGCUCCCUAUUCAUCAAAGGGCUAAGUGCACUGAAGGAUGACGAUUACUUUAAGAGUUCCCAUAGCGCGUACCCCUUUUUUGACAUCAAAAGUUACAAAUUCGACUUGAACAAAGUUUUGUUAAUUUUUAAGAAUGCCGAUAGUAGCUACCUGGUCAACGUGUUGGAGAGUCUGUACAGCCUGUCGUACUACUCCUACUUUUCAAUUCACCUGACCGUGGUCAUAAAAAAUAUUAUGAUAAAGCAAAUCCACGACUUGAAGGUUUCCAGCAUAAUGGCCCUCCUUUUUUCCUACGUGGAUUUACACUUCUUUGACCACUCUCUGUAUGAUAUAGAGUUGAAUUUAUUUUUAAGUGAAGACAGCGGUGGCUCUGUUUCCAUUGAGGAGGGAGCCCAAUUGAAUGAUGAGCAGCCUCUCCUGUUGGAACCUGCUGUGGUGCACGCGGUUGAGAAGGACGCCUCCGAAGGGGUAGGCCAAAAUGAAAAAGGCAUUCCGUCAAAUGGGAGUUACCCCCCUCUUAGUGAAGAAGGCACUAUCGAUUCUCUGAGGGAACAACUCCACAGCCUGUACAACCACAUGCUUUGCAACUUCAAAAUUAUGAACGAGCAGGAACGGAUGCUCUACAUUGAGAAGCUCAAACUGCUCAUGUGCGAAAUGAAGAAGAAGAGGAAAUAUUUUGUAGAUAAUAUUUACAACGAGAAUAACACUCCAAGUGUGGAGUACAUACUGUCUAUGAUCCACGACUAUGACGAGAUGGGGAAGGCCAACUGCCCUGUGCUCGAGGGGGGAAGACUCCUCUACCAGGUGAGAAGCGGCCAACGUGAGAGAUGCAGUCCGAAUUUGUAUGGGCGCAGCUGUAGAGGUGACCCCCUCGAGACGCGCAAAAAAGAAGGCGAACUGGACAACUCGCUGAAGGAGAAACACUUCGAACAGAUCAGAAGCAUCGUAGACCAGUUCAGCUCGGUGAAGAAGUUCCACUUGAAGGACAAAACGCUAAAGGAAAAAUUACAAAAAAAAGAAUACUACGAUGAUUUCUUCUUCUUAAAAUAUAGAGAAUACUACAAAGAAGACCUCAUCAACUUAUGCCUCGAAACGAUGCUGAAAAAUGUGACUUACAUUUUGAACAAUUACAAACAGUACAAAAACUGCAGCACUUUUUUCCUCCUCCUCUUCUGCGACAUUUUCCUGCCGUACGCUUCGAGCGACAUUUUUUUCUACUUCAAGUGCAUUCAGAGGAGCUACGACGGGAAUGGCGGUAGUGGCGGUAUUAGCGGUAUUGGCGGUAUUGGCGGUAUUGGCGGUAUUGGCGGUAUUGGCGGUAUUGGCGGUAUUGGCGGCGAUGGCACCAAAUGGCAGCAACCGUUCGAGCACAUUCUGCAAAACGUAGAGCUAUCCCACUUCACCGCAGACACGAUCAGAAACGUCAUUAACGCGAAGAAUGCCUCCCACAUGGUCGUCCCCUAUUUGGACAUACUACAGCACAACAAUAACUUCCUCAACAAAGCCGUAUGUGCGAGUGGCAAGAGCGAAGGGGCGCGCUGCGAGGAGGACCGUCACCAUAUUAGCGGCAAGGGAGAUGGCAAUCCGGAGGGAGAAACGCAUAAGAAAACUGGAGCAUGUGAAGACGCCGCAAAGGAGUACCAACACUUCAUAAACGCGUAUGACUCCACUUAUAGGCCAAAAAAGAUCAAGCUCGAAAAUAUCGUCCCCUUGAACUUAUUGUACAAAUUUUUCCAACUAUUCAACUUUAACAUAAAUAACGUACAGCUGAUUUACCUCCUGAACGAAGUGAUUAAGGAAAACGAGUCAAACGAACUAGUCGGAAGUGACAACACAAUCCAGUUUAGCAAAAAGGAAAUUUCGCCUGAUCAGUUCAGAAAAGUUUCCUACCCCAUCAUACAAAUACGAAAUAAAACCUUAAUUGUUCAUAAAAAUUCGAAAAAAGUUUUUUUUAAAAAUUUCAACAUCAUAGAUCAUUACUAUAAGCCAUCAAGAGGUAUGCUUAUACAAAUAUUGGACAAUGGCAUUCAUAAGGCAGUUUCGAUUUAUGUGGAUGUGUACGUCGUUGCCUAUAAGGUGGACAUCCUGAUUGAGCGGGGCGCGGUGUUGCGUCAGUAG
Plasmodium vivax (malaria parasite P. vivax) is the source of this 5748-nucleotide messenger RNA. RefSeq lists its product as hypothetical. NCBI's taxonomy places the organism in Eukaryota, Apicomplexa, Aconoidasida, Haemosporida, Plasmodiidae. The record is from RefSeq and is a predicted model, not a curated record. The transcript has a single exon. The coding region runs from base 1 to 5748 and encodes 1915 amino acids.